GUAAAGGCUAAGAGCAGAACUUUUAAUUUUUCAAUCAAUGUAAGCAUGGCCGCAGAGCAACGAGUGUUGAAGCAGGACGGCUAUUUAGAAGUAGGAACUUCGGAAUUUAAUACUGGCCGAGGCAUCUCGUCAAACGCAUCUUCUGCAAAUUCAGCUUCCAGUCGAGAAGUUCAUGAAAUACCGAUCGAAACACGCAAUAUAGUAUAUCAUCCACAUUUAAACGUAAUACUUGUCUUUGACAGCAACAGCCAAGUGAAAGUUCUCGAUGUUCACUCUGGAGUCAUUUUGCAAUCAUAUCAAUUAGCAAACGAUAUUGACUGUAAGCUCUAUGGGCGUUUUAUGCCGCUUCAAGAAAAGAUCCUCAUAACUGAUGGACAGAAUAUAGGAUUCCGUGGCGACUACAACGGAGUGUUAUUGCUUGAUACAAUAUUGCAAUCACCUAUCACUCAGAAUGAUGACAUUGUUCGGCUCGAGAUGUUGCUCUCUGAGGCGGUAAUAUUCCAGGCAUGUCUAAAAGACCUAGAGCAUGAGGGCUUGGAAUGUCCUAAUGACGUAAGCAAUGAGUUGAUGGAGAAAAUCAAGAAUGCACAGACUAAUGCGAAGAAGGGAAUUAAAGCACAGAGGUGGAAUGCAAUAUGUAUGGAAGUGCCAUAUUCAAGUCUAAAACUGGUAGCUAACAACGUGGUUAUUAUAUUGAAACGGCUUGAACGGCACAUACCCGUCUUAGCUAUAGCAUCUGCGAUUAAUGAGCGUCUAACAGACCUGUUAGUUGGAUCACGCAUUCCGGACAUAAACUGGCAUUGUAAUAAUAUUCAACGCGUGUUAAUGCAUUCGGAAGCAGUGCGUAGGCAAACAUUUGAAAAGUGGCCUCAUAUGGAUUAUAAAUGGGCUUUACCAGAUCAGAUGGCUCAGGCGGGAUUUUAUCAUCAACCUUCAUCGUCUGGAGAGGAUCGUGCCAUGUGUUUUACAUGUAAUGUAUGUCUUGUUUGUUGGGAAAAAACCGAUGAACCAUGGAGCGAACAUGAGCGGCAUUCGCCUAUGUGUCCGUUUGUAAAAGGCGAGUACACGCAAAACGUUCCAUUGUCUGUUACCUAUGCCACUAAUCCCGCAGUUAGGACAGCGGGAAUACUUGGUUUCGACGUCAUAUCUAACAGCGAUUAUGCAAAUGUUUUAUGCACUAGUUGUUCGCACACGGGUGACGUUACAAUUUGGAGCAUCGAACGUCAUUUGAAACAAAUGCAUUGCUUUAAUAUUGCUACACUGAUGAAAGACAUUAUAGGCAAUUCGGGAAAUUCAAACAUUGAAGAGUGCGAAAAUAAUUUUGAAUGGGUGCGUGUGACGGCUAUUUGUGUUCUGCCCAAUGCAAGGGCGCAAGGUCGACUGUAUGCUAUGAGUGCCGCUCAAAAUUUGGCAGGAAACGGAGGGGGAGGUGUAAAUGUUUCUAAUGCACCUCCAAUUACACCAUGCACGUCGACUUCAACUAUGCGAGCAGGCGUGGUUGGAUCUAAAUUAGUUCUCGGUUUAAGCACUCGGCAUACAUCAGGUGAACAUCUAUUGCGAAUGGUAGUCUUAAAUAUAGUGGAGAGCGAACGUUCUACGGAGACCGUAGGCAGCGGCGAUGGUGUUAUUACCGAGCUCAAUAAUCAAAAAUCAGUUACAGGUAGCGGUAUUGGAGGUAACAACAGCAAACGGGGUGAUGGCACUGCAGGCGAAAAUCGUGAUGAUAAUAAAUCACAUACUUCUACGAUGUUCGAGAAAUAUGCCGACAGUUUCGAUAGUAAUGGCUUUGUGCCUAUGUCAAAGAAAACAAAUACUGGCGCAGGGGCAUCCGGUGAUAAAUCUGAUGCAGCGAUCGAAUACAUCGAUUUUGAGGAGAACUUUAAAAAAAUAAAUCACUUUUGCGAAUUGACAGUUUUCAAUUUAAUUGAAAACAAUGCUGACACAUCUGUCUCUGGUGGAGGAGGGGGUGGCGGUAGCAGUAUACCUUCUGAUGAUACCGAAAUGGAGGUUUCGUACAUCAAGAAGAAGUGGAUGGAAAGUAUGUCCGCCAACAAGCAAAAAAAUAAUUAUGUUUCGGUGAAUAACAACAAUCAAAAUAGCGGCAACCAUGCUAGUAUGGACGCAAAUGCUUCUAAGUUGGUAGUAAAUGACGAAAUUGAUUGUGUAGUAGAAAGUUGUACCAUACUUAAACGAAUGAAUGCAUUAACUGACGAUGAUACCUUCGGAAGGCAACAGGAUCUAGUAGAGAUUGAUGAAAUAAUGCCAACCAAUGGUUUUUGCAACCAGUUGUUGGUCAAACUUGUAAAAAUGAAGGCUCCCAAAGAGGGCACGAACAAAAUUAUAAUGGCAAACGUUGAAAAUGACAACGAUGACUAUCAAAUGGAGGAUGAUAAAUGCCAAGAUCAAAUUGGUUGCUCAACAAUAGGUUGUCAACUUCUUCUGUUCGACUGUCUUGAUGGAAUUAUACCCAAUGAACAUAAAAGCGCUCUCUCGUUUAGUCGAACGAAAUGUCCCCAACAAUUAUGCGUGUUGCCCAAUUUUCCUCUAUUGGGCGCGGUUGAAUCAACGGGAAAUCAAGUUGUGUGUCAAACAUACGGCGCCUUGUGUGUUGUAUGCUUAGAUGGCACGAUCGAAAUUUAUUCAUUACAAGAUUUCCAAUGUAUUACCACAAUUAAGGAGCAAGAACAACACUUUAUUGCUGUCGCUUAUUGCCGAAGUUUAGAACGACUGUGCUGUUGCACUCGUCGUGGAACUCUAAUAUUCUACUCCCUUAAUGAUGCCGAUAACGAAUCUGGUGAUGAAAUGCUUGAUGCUGAUGACGAAAGCAAUAUAAAAAUUGGAAUACAGGAAUGUAAAUCCCUGGAGUGCGGGGAGUUAUCGGUAACUGAUGGUGGCAAAAAACAAUUGCUGCAGCAGCACCAAAAUGAACCAUCUAAUGAGUCGCAGACUCAUCUCCAUAACGUCACCAGCAUAAAGGUGGAUUGUAGUCCAUCAGGAUCGAAUGCGCAUUGUAGUGCGGUGCAGUCGUCGCCGUCCCCAUCAUCGUCAUCUAUGAAUGCUGCUGCCACAAAUCUUUUGGCUUAUCGUACUGGAGACUUAAAUUUAGACGAUCUCCGUACUUUAUAUUCCCUUACGCUUUUCGAUGAAAACCUUACUAUGUACGCGGCUGAAGUGCCCAGUUGUUGGAAUGAUUUAGUACAGGCACAAAAACAACGCAAGCAAACACAACAUAUGCGCGGAGAGGAUACGCAAUUCACGAAGACGUGGCGUCUACACAAUGAUACAACUACGUGGGAUGAACACAUCAUCGAAUUGAAUCUUUUGCAGCCAGUUAGUUUGGGCCAUAUUGAUUUAAAGUUUACCCUCUAUCAACAGUGUAAUAACCCGGCAGCCAUACAAGUAACUCUUCUUAAACAGAAUACGAGUGGAUUCGGCUAUCGCAUGAAGGGCCAACAUUCCAGUUUUAAACAUCAAUUAAUGGAGGAUGAAAAUGUUGAUGCUCCUCUGGGAAAUUUGGACGGAACCAAUGAGAAUCCCGUUUUGAAUGAGGAAUACCUGCAAACCCAUAACGCAGAGAUCUUGGCCGGACCUAUGGAGUUGUCGUCAUGUAUGGAUCUAGGCGAGCAGAGUGGAACUGUGACAUUAACAUCGCCUAAGUUGUUUAAAACACGCACGCGAAACUUUCUGUUGCAUAUCAAAACUAUGGCAGAUCCGUCAAAAGAGGUGCCGUCGAAAAAUCGGGGUAAGUAUGUUUGCCCGCCUUCAUGUGGAGCUAAUCGGUUUGAAUGUUUAAAAUUACCUGUUCGCAAGGGUGGCAUUAUGCGCUUAUUGUCAUCUUCAUUUGCUAAUAAUUUAUCAUCAGCAUCACAUUGUUUUGUUUUUAAAAAUCAAUCCAAUAAUACCACCAAGGUCAAUCCAAGCUCCACCACUUCUUUCUCUGCCACAACUACCACCACAACCAGCACCACUGCCACUUCAUUUCCUACGAAUACCUCAUCUAAACAAGCUCGUUAUGACUUUUACAUAGGUUGCGAUUGGUUACACGAAAUCUCCAUUUACGUGCGCGGUGUUAAGUUGCAAAAUAAAAUUCCAAACGAGCGUUUACAACGCAUUGCAAUGCUAGAAAGUAAUCAAUUGCUGGAAAAUUUAUUUAAAAUUGUCAGUGAAGAACACUCGUCAAAUCUUGCCAAGAACCUGUCUUUGGACAUUCUCAUUUGGAUUUGUUGCAUUCGUCUGAAACGCUAUCGUUCUCCAAAAUCGGAACGCAUUAAGACACAAAUUACUAAACAAACCGCUGCAAAUUACACAGAUCUUCUAGCCCAGCAAUUUGAGUGCAUAUGCCUGACAGAGAAGUAUUUGGAGGAUACAUUACGCCAAUGUAUUAUACGCGGUGAUAGGAGUCUGGCUCAUAAAUGUCUAAAAUUAGUUGUAUUACUUACUGAUGGUAUCUGUAAUCUUCCUACUGAAAUUCAAGCUCAUACCACCUUAGACGUAGCCAUGAGAGAUGCUAUUGCGAAUACUUUUAACGAAUUACCUUUGGCUAAGUAUGCUAGUGUGGUGUCUUGGUAUGCAACGUUAACUUGGGUUACGUCAACACUAAAAUGUUAUCACGGUAUUCCUGAACUUUGCAUUAAACUCCUGACUGAAAUCUCUCAAGAAAUGAAUAAGCGCUGGGAUCCCUACGGAGCUCUUCUAGGAACUAGAUUUGGUCUUUACGGCUUUCCUUUUGAACCGGAAAUAUUUGAUUACGAUCUGACAAAUGUCAAUAAAAACAAUGUAAAUUUUUCAUCGAUUCUAACCACAAUUAUACGAACCAAUGCUGGAGUUUUUCAUGCAGGCGGAAUUGAUUUAAAAAAACUUUCUUCUAUUGACGGUGUUGACUUGCGAACUUUUCCACAAUUGAUUAGGUGUAAAAGUGUGAGCAAUCAAUUGCGGGGCUUGCUUGAGGUAGAGCAAUUGCAUUUCACUUGCACGGCAUCGUCAGAAGCUACCCGCAUAGAUAAUAUGGAUACUGUAUCUGCGAAUAGUUCCUCCAAUAUAAAUAUGGAAGAUUUGGUGGCAGCGCCGAUGCUCUCGAACUUGGUGGAUUUAUCUAAUACAGAAGAAGUAAACGAUCUAUUGAAUAACGUAAAAAAUAAUGUUAAUAAACUUGUGGAAAAACUCAAAUGGGAUAAGUCGAAGAAAAUGGAAUUGGAAAAAGUCGAAUUAAAGCCGAACGGCAUUGGUCCCGUAGAUGUGACACUAAUCAGCGGCACAGAAUCGUCGAAUAGUGCACCGGAGGAAAAAAUUAAAACUAAAUACACUAACAACUUGCCAAAAAUUAAAUUUAUCUAUGAAGGCGGUAAACAAACGAACGCAAAUGUUAUGCCAAGUGGCGCGAACACUAGCGAUGGUAACAAACUUGAACCAAUUCAGUCUGUAGACCCAAACGGUGUGUCCAACGGCGACAAUUCAAAUAACAACUGUAACAAUGUUUUCGCGUGGCAUAAACUGUUAACACCACCGCCAAAGCAGAUGGUAAUCAUAGAUCGGAUGCAUUCAGGCGCACGUCGCUACGUUGUACUCGAUUUUGGUUCGCCUGUCCUAUUAACGGAUCUUUUUAUACCAUCUUGCGAUGAUUUGGCUUCGCUGCAUAUUGACAUUUGGUGCUUCGAUGAAGAGACUGACAGUGUUCGCUUAGUUGUGGCUCCAGAUAUUGGUACUAAAACUUUGGUACUCAGCGAUCUACAGCCACCGCCUAUAUGUAGAUAUAUGAAAAUCACAAUUAUGGGACGCAUUGGCAUGUCCUCAACUAAGUGCAAAAUACCCAUCGGUUCUUUCUUUGGACAUGUAAUAGUUUUAGAAUCGGACGGUUACGCCGACCCACUGCUAAAUUAUAUGAAAUAUCCGCCACAAAAUAUACAGGCCCAAAUAAAGGCCCUUACCUCACUUUAUGAAGAUGUUCACUGCCGCUAUAGCUUAGCAAGUUGCAAACUUUUAGAUUUAUUGACGCCUUUGCUUAACUCGGAAAUGACAAACGCUGCUCACAUGCAAGCUUUUAUUAAUAAGCAACGUGAUGACGAUGUUACUAUAUUGGAUAAUAGCAAAAUCACCUGCAUCUAUGAGGAAUGUAUCAUGCUGCAGCAUCAAAUUUACGUAAUUCAAAAUGUAAUCAAUCGCCUAGAGGUCUCGUUACAGAUUGCAUCUCCUGUACCGCCUAUUUCCACAAUGCAGGCUUUGCAGGUAGCUUCGCGGGAUAAAUUACGAGUGCUUGGGCAAACUCUGGUCGAAAUGUUACUUAACUUUUCAAUCGAGUAUAAUUUUAAAGAUAUGACGUCAUUACAUCAAUAUUUUACUAUGGAAGUGGCUAAUAUGCUCUUUGAUACCUUGGUAGUGUACGGUGAUGCCCACAUACAAUUAGCUACAUGCUCCUUAUUGGUACGAACGUGUUGUUUUCAAAACUGGUGGGGGGACUUCCUCGCAGAUAUAUUUUGCAAAUUAUUUUCUUCCCAAAAUACGAAAAUUUUCCCUCAAGAUCGGAUAUUUUUUAUGUUGACGUACUUGGGAAGACGAAGCAUUGCUAUGGGAACGUGCCGAUCAAUAGUUAUAGAUGCGAUAUUAAAAACGUUAGCUAAAUUAUUGGCACCUAUUUCGCCUCACUAUCAAGAAGCAUCUGAAGUCGGUUUAUAUCCAGUUAAUAAUGAGUCAUCCAGCGGCGGUUUGUGGUCAAAAUCUGAUUUACAAUUAAUUUCGUGGCUUUUACUAUUUCUCUCGGUGUGCCUGGAUGAUAGCAACGAUCGCAAGGAUAAAUCUGUAAACCGUUGGGAAUUCAUGAGUUGUGAUUCAGAAUUUUCAAAGCCUCGAACACAAUCGUCUAACGGUGGUGGCAAACAACUGCGAUGUUUUAAAAAGAGAAUAGUGCAGCAAAGUAAAUAUAGCCUUCAACCUUACACUGAUUGGGGAAAGAAAAUCUAUAUGAUACAAAAUGAGCAUCCGGGAAUUUUUAUGGAACUGACUGGGAAACCGAAGCCGGCAAAUAAAUCCAAUAGAAAUGUUCUCCUACCUAAACUAAGCAAAGAUACUAUACAAGAAUGUGAAAAUAAUUUCGACAAAGGCUUAAAAACAAUACGACUAAAUAAUAUUUUAAUUGUUAUUCGCGGUCUAGUGGCUUUAUUGCUUGAAAUGGAUUUUACUUGCAACAUGGAUCAAUUCUUACUCACUAGCAAAGUAAUUGCUCGCCUAGUGUCGGCGUGCCGUCCAGCGGUUCAACUUUCAAAAAUUAUAACCAUUAAUCAACUAGAGCAAUUAAUACGUCUGGCUGUCUGGAACGAUCAACAUCAACCCUGGGCUGUUCACGCCAUAACUUGUUUGUUACAGGAUCUCUUGGACGCUGACAAACACUUUAAAGAUAACGACACCACACCCACAAAUGAUACCGUUCGUCCUAUGGAAGGAAUGCAUGAGACCAAAGAUUUAUUCGUGGACUACACGUCUCCCUACUUAUCGCAACCAUUGACUUCAAGCCAAAUCAACAGCAACGAUGUACAAUACACCGAUGGAGUGAAGUAUCCGUAUUUACCGUCAUUGAUUGAAUGUGAAGACACAGAGUUCGACGAGAUACUAAAUGAUAUCGAUAUUACAGAGCGCAGUAAACCGGUUGCGAGGAAAGAAAACUCGAACAAUAAGAAUACUUUCAAUUUUUUCUGCAAGUCAUUAUCUGGCGCUAUGGAUGCCCGUUUAGAUAUUGGCCUAAAUUUGCAUGUGGAAAUGGAUUUACGUCGUAUAACCGUAGUGUCGUCUCUGGAUAUGUUCUCUUCGUUGCCACAAAUCAUGACGAAUGAUGUUAUUACAAACGCGGCAGAGGCGACAGUUUGGCCGGAAUAUCUUACCAAUAUUUGGUCAGGGCCUGAAUACAAUUGCGGCCUAAAUACGUACAAUAUGUUCAAGAAUGUCUUUGAUUGCAUAUUAUCUGAUUUGCAUUUGCAAGAGACAUGGGUUCAUUUGGAACAAGUAUUGCAAAUGUGGCUGACACUAAACGGAGAAUUGGCCGAUAAGUCGUUUAAUACGGGCAUUACAAAUGCUGAUGUACCAAAGAUACCAUUUGGUGCGAAUGCCGUGCAAGGGCUAUUGCUGGCUUUAGCUUGGCAUAAUGAUGUAAAGUUGCGUACCUGGUGCUUAGGUUUUCAAUGUCUGUUAUUGGCAUGUAAUUCCCAAUUUAUUGGUGAAGAAGAGGUGGCCGACACAACGCGCAUCAAUGAGGUUAUUAUCAAUGAUGAGAAUUUUGAAAAAAUGCUUCUUCGCUUCUUUUCUGGUUAUGGAAUGAGUUCGGCUAUAAUUACAAAUCGUUGUGCAGGACCAACAAUAUGCAAACACCUUCAUGAACUGCUCCAUUGGUUGCAUCGAAAGGGCGAAACAAAUGAUGACGUAAUUUCAUGUAAACGUAAGCUCAAAGAUACCUUAUUGCACGUUGUUCUUCAAUUGAUUCAACCUGGAGGAGCGAUCAGCAAUCAACUGGGUCCGAUUGAUGCUCAAAGCCAACUUGUGCGAGACUUAUUAACAAUGCCAAAUGACAAAGCAGAUUUGAAUGUAUCGCUGCAUAUUAUUGAGUGCGUAUCUUUUCUUGUGUUUAACAACAUUUCGAAUGGUGACAAACUACAGUGCCAAAGAAUUUCAGAUGCUAACAAUGCUUCCAAUACAUUUAGUAGCCUUUUUGCCAAUGUUUUGGGAUCCGAUCAUGCCAAACAUAAUACAUCAAUAUCCGACAAUUCGCUAAUUAUCAGUUUGCUUAAACUGUGCUCAUCAUUAAUACAAACUGAACUUCCUCGGCAAUUAAGCGAUGUCACAAUUCCCGAAGAAGAAGAGCUUUCAACAGAAAGCCAAACAGAUGAAAUAAAGGCUGAACAGUUAAAUAUCGAAGGACAUCGCAUUAAGACACCUUGCAUAGCAGAUACAGUCCUGCGGCAUUUUCCAACUAUGAAACGAUUGCUGGGUUCUUUAUCUCAUUGUUCAAGCAACUCUUUUACUUUGAUGGUGUCGUCGGCUCUAUAUAGCGUCAAGCCAACCGAUUCGAAUUUCUUUCUGGAAGAACCGCAAACAACAGCAGACGCGGUUUUUAAUAUGCUUAUUACAUUAUGCGAGAAAGUUUCGAAUUCUCGCUUGAUUGUAGCGCCUAUAUGUCAAUACCUUGAAUCAAGCAUUCAACACCGCAACGCAUUACCACGUUUGCACUUAUCGGAGCCACUAUUGUGGUAUAUUUCAAAGGUAUUAGAGGUUCCUUCAGCAGUGCAAAUAUUUACUCAGUUAGGUGGAAUUAAGAUCAUUUGCAAGAAUUUAGUAAAUUUGAACAAAUCACUCAUUAAUAUGCAACCCGGACUGAUUUCGUUAAUAAUGCAGCAUAUUACAAGAGACACAAAACUUAAAAUGGUCUUUCAUACGUCGAGCAAUAAUAAUGUUAAGAAAAAUUCAGGGGGUAGCGCUCAAGCGCAACGCCAUUUAAAAGAUGGUCUUAUCAAUUUUGCUCCUUUCUGUGCAAUAUCCGCCGAGAACGAGACUGCACAAUCCGCUGAUGUACUCAUCUCCAAUCCAGUGGCAACGCAUCGUCGACCACGCACACCGGCUUGGAGUUACAUGUUCUAUCCUAACGAGUCGCAUGCAGAUUUAACGAUUACUCUUCCCACUGCCAUUUUAUUACGCGAGGUUCAAUUGCAACCUCAUGCUCCUACUUUAGCUUCGUGUCCAUCGGCAGUAGCUUUGGAAAUUUCUAGAGAUUUCGGUUUGGGACCCGUACCCGUUGGUCCGCCUCUUACGACAACCGGUAUGACAUGUAUACGCCUUAAAUUGGCCAAACCUGAAAUAGCUACGAGUGUGAUACUCAGAUUGUACAGGCCAAAAGAUAGUCCAAGCAUUGGUCUAACUCAAAUUGCGGUUUUAGGCAACACAAUAUUUGGAUCGACAGCAACGGGAUCUGCAGUGAGCAGUGGUAGCGCGGGCACAAUUAAUCCAACAAACUUUAAUUUUGAAUCCAGUGUUGAUGAUGAUACCUUCGCCAAGACAAGUGUGGGAUGGGUUCGCAUAUUAUCACGAUGCUUUACAGCAGCUUCUUUAACUCCACCCGAUUCAAAAUUGGCUGCAGAUGUAAUUGGUGCUUCAGCAGCUUAUCCCGGCUUCCUGGAAGCGUGUUGUUCGCUAAUGAAUAUAAUGCCAAUGAUUCCAAAUUCCACAGUCCAAAAUCUUGAAACCGUUCUUCUAAAGUUGGGUGCAUACAGUCGUGAUUUGUGUUUAUCUUUGAUACACGUUUUACUUUGGGGGACAACACCUCAAGCCUACAAACUUUCUAAUGACAGCAUUUGUGAUUUACUUUAUAAUCUUUGUACCGCUAAAGAUAUAUACACGUUGGAUAAAGUGCAAGUAUUACUUGAGUGGAUAGUAAAACUAAGACAAAACUAUAGCACUAACAUUGUACGUUGUAAUAAUCCUCAAAGCGGCUUCAUUAAGUGCAUUGCCUCAAUAUUGUGGCAUGUUCACGCUGAAGGUCAAGCCAAUCUUCAAGAAUAUCUAACUUCCGAUAUAUUUGAUGCUUGUGUGUAUUGGAUUGAUUGUUUGGCAAAUGAGGAGCCUUUAAAAAUUUCAUUCGAUACUUUAAUUUGCUCACUUUGUUUCAUUAAACCGCCGCUCUUCGAUCGCCUUUUGCAAAAAUGGAAUGUCAUACUACCGCAAACCGAAAUGAAAACAACUGAAGAUAUCGAAAUGCAGUUAAAGAGCGGUCUGACUGAUGACAGCAAAGAAGCUAGCGGUAGUGUAUGGUUUGCCAAUUCUGUUGACAGAUUGUCGACAUUACUUCAGCGGCCAUCACAUUUGGCCACAAUUGCGAUAGCGUGCCAAUCGCCAAAUGUUGUGUAUCAAUUGGUGGAUUCUGACUUACCAAAACUUUUGGCCUAUGCUCUCUAUGAAUAUUGUUCAACAUUAAACGCCAUAGAGCAACAGUCGCAACCACAACCACAACCACAACCACAACCACAACCGCAAGCUGUAGAGUUGCCGGCAGUCCAUUUCCAAAUGUUUAAUGACUGCCUCACCGACGCCGAUAAGGUAGCCGAAGACAAUAUUGAGAGUAUGCAGACCGAUGUAGAAAAUGCUUAUCAACCGCCAUUGCUAAAAUCACAUUUAGUUCCUAAAAUAUUGGACUUCUUUUCGGAAUGCUGCGCUGAAGGGCAUAUGCGUGAUUGGCUUGGGACGAAGCAAGGUUCCAUAUUUUGGAAAUCGUUAUUGACAUUACUUUGCAAUCGUCGCUCGCUAGAAUUUGCCAAUAAUGGCGGCGCGCAAAAUACUCCAAUGGAACCAUUGCAACAAACAUUUAUACGUAUCGAACGCGCGACCAUAAAUUUCUUUACACGCGUCACGACUUGCCAUCCUAAAAAUCAGGACAUAUUGACUAUGCUUCUUAUCGAGGUCAUUCAGCAACCGCCUCCCAUUUCCAGUAUGCCUUUUAAUGAUCGGUCCUCGAAGGUGGCUAUAUCCGGUUUUACGCGUCAAUUCGUUCUACAAUUAUUGCUUGAAAAUGAACGUAUUCUGGUUUCGGUGCGCAGCAAACAACCUCUUCAGAAAAGGGAUCCAUAUGCGGCCGCGCUACCAUCAUCUGGGCCUUUGCAAUCUAACUCAACCGUUGCUUCAAACGGUGUAUCAAUGGCUUUAGUAAAUCAUCAUCCCUCAAAACGCAUAAGUACGCAUCAUCUACUCUUCUCUGUCAGUACGAACAGCAAAUGUCAAGAUAUUCUGCAAAACUGUGUAUCUGAAGCGCGUCACAAUGAAAGCACAAGUACACCAAUUACCACACCAAUAUUGUCAGGUGGAUUAACUGGCGAUUUGCUGAAGCAACACUUUGAGGGUGGGAAGACGCAUAGCGAUGCAUACGGAGAUAUAGCGAUCAACUUUAAUGGUUUAGAAAAUGGUAUGGAAUUUUUGAGUGUUGCUGCCGGGGUCACUGCUAAAGAUAAACGUAUCAAGGAUGCAAAGAAUCAAGCAGCUGCUCAUAAAGAUAAUAAAGAACUCUUUCCCAAUCUUUCAAAAUUCAUGGUACUAGAGGAUUUCCUUACAUCGUCGAAUUCCUCAAGUGUGACUAGUAACGUUCAACUGAUACAUCCGGAUUAUCCGGAUAUAUUGAUUUCGAGUGACACAACAAUUUCGCAGUUACUUGCCACGCUACAAACUAAAGGCCAUUCUUUGUCUACGCCUUGCAUUUCCCUAACGUUGGUGCCCGUCAGUAAAGUCAACACCGAGGAAAACGAUGACUCAUCGAAAGUAAAGGCAGUUAAUAUGGAGCCUUUGUCGUCGCCUUUACAGCGAUUUUCUAGUCGCGGUGGAUUAUCGUUAUUGGCUCUAUAUUUGCCGACUGUUUAUACUGAUAGUGCUGCACGUAAAUCGCAAAAUCCUAUUCCGGAAAAAGAGAAAAGUCCUCCAAUGACGGAUUGGGUUAAACUGGAACCCAACGAUGAUAUCUAUGAAGAUCUCGAGGACUCAUUAACUGAACCGACAUCUAAGCAUGUUGUUAUCACUUCCGUACCGCAGCAUUCGUUAGCGGCGUUUGGUCUCUUUUUACGUUUACCUGCGUAUUCUGAUGUGCUAUUACGUGAUAAAUUGAAAGCUCAAUGUCUACUCCGUUUGGUUCUGGGCGUUACUGGCGAUGGGGAAGGAAAUGAUAUUUACAGCUUGUGCUUGGCCCCAUCUUUGCCAACGAUGCCAUUUGAAGUGUUUCGCCAAUUAUUGGACGGCUGCCCGCUAACCACCGAUGAUGGUAUGCUGCUACGUCGUAUGGUAAUUGAAGUCGGAGCAAUGCAUUUACUGCUGAAUUGUUUGGGUGUGUUUACUCAUCAAUCACCUAACUAUCAGUUAAUUAGUCCUCAAACCGAGGUAUCCAACGGAGGCUUGAAAAAUUCUGUUAGUAAUGUCGAUGACGCUUCAUUGCCUACUUCCGACGAUAAAAGCCAUAUUUAUUGGGCUAAAGGAACUGGAUUUGGUACUGGCUCAACUACGCAAUCUUGGAAUGUGGAGCAGGCGUUGCUUCGACAAAAGAGUGAAGAAGAACAUGUUACAGUCUUGUUACAGGUUCUCUCGAGUUAUGUAAAUCCAGGCGAUCGAAUACCAACGUCUCUCUUAGUCGAAGAAAUAAUGCCACCUCAGGAGAUAAAUGAAUUGGGUGGCGAGUUGCCUAACCAGUUUCUUCAGCUACUGCAGCAGUCCUGCUUAAUUCCGGCAUUAAGUUCCUAUUUACGCAAUGACUCUGUUCUUGACAUCACUAGGCACAUUCCGUUGUACCGGGCCAUUCUACAGUUGUUGCGAGCUUUGUCCCUUUCCCAACAACUAACAUCUCUGCUUCAACCCCAGCCAAGCAAAAGUUCUCCUUCGAUUGCCGAGCUGCUUGUUAACAUGAAAACUUGUGUGGACACAUAUGCUAAACGUUUAAAACUGAACAAAAAGUCAAACAUUAAAGGUCAAACGCAACAGGUCACUGUUAACAUUGACGAUGGGGAUGAUGAGGGUUUGGCUUUACUCAUCCCCGAUAUACAAGAGACAACAGCUUUAGUACAGAAAGCAACUAACGUCAUAGGUCCUAUGGAAGGGCAUUCGCGAGGCGCAGACAAAGACGGAAGAAUAUUGAAUAAUGGUAGAUCUCUGCAAAGCCAAUCGGUCGAAGAACGCUAUUUAGAAGUGAUGAAGAAGCUGCAAUUUGAUACAUAUGACAUGAUUGUUGAGGCCGAGAAUAGUGGUUAUCGGUUUACGGUCUCUCAUCAUUUUGAAAAAAUGGUGAGGCUAGCUGGUGAUCGCUAUCAUCCUUCCCGUGUUAAACGCCUGGCUCAAGAAGCCGUUACGCUAUCCACUAGUUUGCCAUUGUCAUUUAGUAGUUCAGUUUUUGUUCGCUGUGAUACGGAUCGUUUAGAUGUCAUGAAGGUUCUUAUUACUGGUCCUGCCGAUACACCUUACGCUAACGGUUGCUUCGAAUUCGACGUUUUCUUUCCGCCUGACUAUCCAAAUCAACCGAUGCAAAUAAAUUUAGAAACAACCGGACGUCAUUCAGUUCGCUUUAAUCCCAAUUUAUAUAACGACGGCAAGGUGUGCUUGUCCGUAUUAAACACGUGGCACGGACGUCCUGAGGAAAAGUGGAACGCGCAAACAUCAAGUUUUUUGCAAGUAUUGGUCUCUAUACAAUCGUUGAUUUUGGUGCCCGAGCCUUACUUUAACGAGCCCGGGUUCGAACGCAGCCGCGGUACACCGAGCGGUACUCAUUCGUCGCGUGAAUACAACAGCAACAUUUAUCAGGCCUGCGUACGUUGGGCUAUGCUGGAGCAGAUUCGAAAUCCCAGUCCAUGUUUUAAGGAUGUGAUUCACACGCAUUUUUGGCUUAAACGAAAUGAAAUCUGCACUCAAAUCGAAAAUUGGAUUGAGGAGCUGAGUAAACCUCAAUAUAGUGAACGCAACAGCCGUACGAUUUCGUUUAAUUCAAUGGUCUUGCGACGACAAUAUCGACACUUACGGGAAGAAUUAGCUAAAUUGACAAUUCCCGACGGACUUGAAGAUUUAGACUCACCUUUCAAUCCAAACGUGACCUUACCAACAAUGGGAGAGAAUACGGCGGGUGGUAACAGUAACAGCGAUAUUAUUGUCACCGAAUCGACUAUCGUUAACACGCCCACAGCAGUAAGUAACGGUAGCAAUAAUAAUAACGAGAGUGACUCUCUCGAAAAGAUCAUAACGAGCGCGAUAAGCGAUGACAGUGUCUCUUCGAUGCCAUCUCAGUCUUCUGCGCCAGUCAAUGGCACUACAAAGGGUACGACUGUAGAUGAGCCCUCAUCUAGCGAUAUUGCGGAAAUUAACGAAGAUUCGUAUGAUUUUGAAGAAGCUGUUGAAAACUGUAAAUAUUGGUGGUGAUGCUAUAGCCAUACAUCGAUGGUUUGACUGAAACGCGCAUUAAAACAGUUGUCAAUUUUGUCGUAAAAACCCUUGCAAAUAGUCAGCAGAAUAUCUGCUUUAAAUCGUAUACAUAUUCUAAUAAGAUCAAGAUCAGUCUGGUUUUGAAGAUCUGUUGCAAAAUGCAAUAAAUGUGAAAUGAAAUGAAAACAAUAACGAACUCGCCCUCUUGUAACCGCAUACAUGCAUUCAUACAUACAUACAUAUAUUGUCCGCAUAAUCACACAAGUGCACAUUUAUAUAUACAUUUAUUGUUUAAACAUUGCCCCAAGUAAUCUGUGCGCAUGUACUUUCCACAUUACAUAUAUAUUCAAAUUGUAGACUUUUUAAAUGUUUAAGCUGUUGGUAUUCAUAUUAUUUUAUACGUAAUUCUACAUACAAUAUAUGCCGUUUGUUUUUAGUUUCAUACAUACAGCAAUGCAUAUCUAUAUAUGUGUAUGUAAUUGUGUAUGUAUUCGUUAACCAUUAAGAACAGAAGGGUAAACUAUAUUACUCAACUCGAUAGGUUCAUGAAUUUUUGUGUGCGUCUGUAUAUAUAUAUAUAUGUGUGUGUGUAUGUGUGUGUGUAUGUGUAUUUGUAUGUGUAUGUGAGAGUGUCUAUAUGUGUUAACAUUCAAUCCCGAUUACACAAAUUAUCUGCAAAUAAAAUAAAUUUAUAUCAGUAUGUAUAUCGAAAAUAAAACAAAAAA
Messenger RNA from Glossina fuscipes, 15629 nucleotides. It is a transcript of the gene Bruce, whose product is annotated as baculoviral IAP repeat-containing protein 6. The record is from RefSeq and is a predicted model, not a curated record. Gene Ontology annotation, biological process: regulation of cytokinesis; apoptotic process; negative regulation of apoptotic process. NCBI's taxonomy places the organism in Eukaryota, Metazoa, Arthropoda, Insecta, Diptera, Glossinidae. The coding region runs from base 46 to 14901 and encodes 4951 amino acids. The transcript has 38 exons. Gene Ontology annotation, molecular function: cysteine-type endopeptidase inhibitor activity; ubiquitin conjugating enzyme activity; protein binding. Gene Ontology annotation, cellular component: nucleus.